AUGCUGGGCCGCUCUCAGGCCCGUCCUGUUUUCUGCACUGGGGUCAGCUUGCAGGAACCUGUGGGCAGUCUCUGUGCUGCUUCCUGCCUCUCGGUUGGGCCCCGGGGUGGCGUCCCCAGGGCCCUGGGCUGCCUGACCUGGUGGCUGGAGGAUGUUGUCACCCUUGUGGGUCUGCCCCCCUCCCAGCCUCAGCUUCUGGGCCUCCAGACUCCCUCAGUGCCUUCCUGUCCCCUCAAGAACCCCCUGGCCUUUGGCGCCUCCACCCUGCAGGGCAGCUGCAACCAGGCUGCCUGGCCUGCUUGUCAUGACCUUCUGGAGUGUUCCAUCACCCCGUGCUGAGGGGGAGUCACGCACCUCAUGGACCCUUAGCGUUUUAAAAUGACUUAACAAAAUAAGUAAAAUAAAAUGACUUGAGGAGUUCCCUUGUGGGCAGUGAGUUAAGGAUCUGGCAUUGUCGCUGCUGUGGCUCGGGGCGCUGCUGUGGUGCCUUCCUGGCCCAGGAAUGGUCAUGUGCCGCGGGCGCAGCCGAAGAAACUCAAGUAAUAAAAAGUGACUCGACGAGUAAGGCAGUCACGUCUGCGUCUGCCCCACAGUGACAGUUGCCAGCUUUUUGUUCUCCCGAGUAGGGAUGUUGGAAAGAAACUACAUGCGUCCCUGUUGCCGUGGUUUUGUUAAAAAAGAAGACGGCGCUUCUGGAGCGGGUGGGGUCUGACCCCAGGAGCAGGGACAGUCCUUCCGAGAGAAUAAAUAAGCUUCCUCGGGACCCCACGGGAUCGCGCUGGUUUUAUCUCGCACGAGACAGGAGUGGGCUCCGUCGUUUCUGUCAGCCCCUGAGAGCGGGCCCUGUCCCGGACCCCCCGGGCCCCCCAGCACGGGCUCCCAGGCUGGCCCGGGUGAGCUGUCAGUGACGGCGAGGCCUGGCGGCCGUGAGCCUCUGCUUGUCAGCGUCAGCCCUCGGGGGUCGUGGCUGAAUGAGCAGACGGUCCCUCCAGGAGCUCCACACAAGAAGCCGGCCAGUGGGCAGGGGCCCUGUCACCCCCGCCUCGGAGCCCAGCUCGGAGUCUGCAAGGCAGGGGGCCCUGAGCGGGUCAGUGACAAUGGGUGUGGCCGGGGCUGGGCCUGAGCUGUGGCUGAACCCACACCCGGCUCUGGUAGCCUGUGUCCGUGGGAGGCAGGGAGGUUCCUUCCGGGCUUGCAGGUCAAGGGGGUGCCCGGCCCUGGUGCUCUGUGACCCCUGCUCCUCCAAGCAGCUGUGGGGGCUCACAUUGGGCACCCCUGGGAGCUGGGGGGAGGGGCUCAUAUUGGGCCCCCAUGGGAGAUGGGGGCUCAGGGCUCCCGUGGGCCCCCACAGGAGCUGGAACAUGGAGGGGUUCACGUUGGGCCCCCACAGGAGUUGGGGCAUGGAGCUCACGUCAGGUCCCCACGGGAGCUGGGGUGUGGAGGGGGCAUGCAGGGAGGCAGGGAGGCUCCUUGUGGGGCCCAGGCUGCAGGCCCGUCCAGGCUGAGGUCCCUGCUCUCCGGUCUCAGGGCGUCCUGCUCUGGCCUGACCCCGCACUGGUGGGGACCACUCCCGUCGCCUUCCCUCUGGGUGAGGCCAUCAGUUGUGCACCCAGACAUCAGAGCUGAGAGUGGGGCUUCCUGGCUCCUGACAGGGCAGAUAACGAGGCAGGAGGGCCGGCUCCCUGGAGCUCCGCCGGACAUCAUGCCCCCCCCAACCCUGCUUGGGCCACCCUGCUUGGCUCUCGCCCCACCCCAGCCCCUGCGAGGCCUUGGUUCUUGCCUUAGCCCGUGUCCCUGUGCCUCACCCUCGCUGCCCGCCAGCUGUCACAGUUUGCUGGGCGAUGGGGACCAGGCACAGAGGGGCCUGCAAGGCCAGAGGCAGCCUUCGGAGGCCACAGCGGGGUUGGGUGCUGCCCCUCGUGGGCUGGGCCUGGUGGCCCCAGAGAAGCCCUGGCCUCCGCUUCUCACGCUCCCUCCUGUGAAGGGCCUGGGGGUCCCAGCCUCACUCAGGGUGCAGCGGGUGUCCCUGGGGAGUGGUGCUGGGGGCAGGGGGCCUGCAGCGGGCUGGGUUCCCUGGAGCAGGAAACAGGCAGGCGGGCGGCCCCAGCCUCGGGGGCCCAUGGGGGCCUCUCCCUCUCAUAGCCCCUUCUGCGGGCAGCUCUUCCCCCAGGAACCCAUUGAAGGCCACCUCCCUCGGAGGCCGUCCUGAGGGAGGCGGGGACACCGCCCGAGGUGGGUGGCCGGGGUUCUGAUGGUGGCCCGUGUCCCUGCAUGUGCGGCCUCUGGCGGGGGGUGGGGGCGGGUGCAGAGCUGGCAGCUCCUCCUCUCCCUGGGAAACGGCCCGUGCCCGCCGCCCAGGAUGCCAGGCACCGGCACAGGGGGUGCCCACGAAGGCUGCCCCCGCAACGUGGUCGCAUCCCUCUGUUCUGGGCCCCUCGCCUCCCCGCUGAAGCGGAGCUGGUGUGUGCAGCCUGGGCGGAUCUUCCUUCCCAGGAGGCUUCCGCCCCGCUCCUCGUGUGUGACGCAGGGGCCUUUCUGCGGGUUCCUCAGCAGUUCUCUGGCCUGAAGGUGUACCACUCCCUGUGGGCGUGAGGAGCCAGGCGUGCAAGUUGGGUGGCCCUGAGGGGGGCUGAGAGGGGACUGCGGAGUGUCUGCCCAGCCUGCCUCCCAGGGUGCGCUGUCGGGGUCCUGGGGGUGCAGUGUCAGAGUCUGAGGAUGCAGUGUCAGGGUCCUAGUGUGCACCGUUGGGGUCUGGGGGUACAGUAUCAGGGUUCUGGGGGACAGUGCUGGUGUCCUGCGGUGCAGUGCUGUGGCCUGGAGGUGCAGUGUGGGUUCCUGGGGUGCACUGUCGGGGUCCUGGUGUGCACUGUCGGGGUCUGGGGUGCAGUUUUGGGGUCUUGGGGUGCAGUGCCGGGGGCCGGGGCUGGCUCCUGGUCGGUGUGAGCCGUGCCUUUCUUCCUUCUUGGCAGAGGACUUGCACAUCAGAGGACGAAGGAGGCACGAGGCAGGCUGAUCCGGUUGCGUGGCCUGGCGGCUGUUGGAGCGGCUUAGCGCCCAGAGCCCGGGCGCAUGCCGGGCCGUCUCCUCUCCGCCUCGCAGAGCUCAGACCAGCAGCAUCAGACCCACAUGGACCCUCAUCCCAGCCCCGCCGCGACCGCACGCGCCUGCGCGCAGAGACCCCCGGGGCUGUGCUGAGGAACCAGGAUGGGGAGAGUAGGUCCCCCCAGGCCAUCCGCCGUUGUCUGCGCUUAGGGUCGUCCUGGGUGGAAGGGGCCCUGGUCCCUGGGCUGGCCUCACGCUGACUUGUCAGAGCUGCCUCUGGAGCCCAGGGCACGACCCGGGCCCUCCCAGCGGACCAGACCAGGUCCCCCUUAACACAUGGGGAACCUGAGGCAGGAGAGGGAGGGGCUUUCCUGGGGCCACCGAGCGAGAGCAGAGCUGUGGAGUGUCCCUAGGACCUCGGGGUGGGGUUCGCCUGUCACCUGGGGCCCGGGAGUCGCUGUGGCGAGUUGGACAUGAAGUUUGGCUUCCUCUCUGGGGGGACCUUACACAGCCCCAGGGCCAGACCCAAGGCCAGAGGGGUCACAGGUGGUAGAGCUGGUGGUAGAAGCUGGCCUUGGGUUCUGCUCGACUCCAGAAUGUCUGGGCCUCGGCUGGGACCACUCGGAGCCUGGGCGACGCCACAGCCGGCCUGAGCACCGGGAAGCCUCACGGGUGACAGAUGCUGAGCCCUGGGGGGGUCACCCGGAGCCUCUGUGCCCUUGCUCUGGGCACCGCGGCCUCACAGUAGCUGAACUUGUCAGGUGGCGGCUCAGGGCUCCCUGGGGAGGCCUCUGGCAGUGACGGCCGAGGCGGCUCUGCCUCUUAGCGCCUUCUCGGAAGGCAUAGGGUCGCCUCUGCCAUCCUCUUCGGUCAGGGCCAUCCUGAGCCUGUUCAGAUCAGUGAGAAGGGCUCGGCCCUCUGCAAGGUGGGACAAACGACAAGGAACUGGGGUCUGUUUCCACGUCCCCUGGGUCUUCCUGCAGACGGGCCUGUCGUCUGUGACCCGGGCAGUUGCGGGGGUUUGCGUCCCCGUGCUGCCUUCCUCUCUUGUCCCGUUACAGUGGCAGAGACGUGUCCUCGGAAGCUUAGACUGUCGUCCGACUGUGAAGGGCUGCUGGAGGUGGCAGUCCGGGGCCACCCCUCCUGGCGGGGCAGGACGCUGGUCAGAUGUUGCAGGCUCUCUUCAUCCAGUUGAUUGCGCUCCCUUCUCUUUCCUAGCUUUCCUAGAGGUGUUUUUUUUUUUUUUUUUUUUUUCUUUUAUCAGGAAUGGAUGUUGAAUUUUGUUGGGUGCUUUCUCUGCAUAGUCUCUGUAGACGAUUCUCUCCCUUUUAAAUUUGUUCUGUUAAGGCGAGGGUUCCUUUAGUCGACGUUGGCUGCUACCCUGACCUUGCCCUCCUUGGAUGCUGUGUUAUUCUCUUGGUAUACGGUUGGGUCCAAGGUUCUCACAUCUUGGGAAGGGUUUUGGCGGCUUUUUUCUUCUGGAUUUUUGUUUAGGUUCUGGGUCAGGGUCAUGCUGACCGCCUAAAACGCACGUGUCCUUUCUUGUCUGUGUUCUGGAGGAAUCUGUGUGGUUUCGAUAUCACUUCUCUUUUAAAUAUUUGAUAGCGAAGUCACCUGUGUUUGGGGGAACGUUUUUAAGAAAAAAUCUAAUUUCUUCAGUACAUAGAGAGCUGUUUGGGUUUUCUGUUUCUUCUUGAGUCAGUUUUGAUAAUUCUCGGCGUUCAGGGAGUUCUCUUUCAUCCUAGCUGUCAGGUUUGUUGGCAUACGUGACUGCCGUAUUUCCUUAUCUGGACGGGCAGGCGUGGCGAGGAGGAGGGCGGGCCCAGUGGCACCAGUGGCCACGAGAGCGCAUCCCGAGGGGGAAGGACCGCACGUGUCUUGCUGGUUCCGGGGUCUGCUGGGAGCCUGGGAGGAAGGGGCCCCCAGACCGCGCCCUCUGCAGGGUCUCCUCCCCACUCCCGCAGGGUAGCUGCCCCUUUCUCUGCUUGCUGCGGCCCCACGUGGCCCUGGGGCUGCCUGCCCCUGCGAGGGUCCGCCUCGGCAGACGGGGCCCGGCUCCAUGGCUGCCUCUCAGGAGCUUCCCCCUGUUGAACCUGGGAGGGCCCAGGGCCACACCUGCUGCUGCUGUUGGGGGUCCUGCGGGGGCCGGAGAGGGGCCUCCGUGCUGCAGCUCGAGGGUCGGGAGGGGCUCUGGUGCCUGUGGCCCAGAGCCAGGCCGGGGUCCUUCCCUUCCUUGGCCGUGUGAGCCCACAGGAGGCCUGAGGGCAGGAACUGCCAUGUCACUGCAUCCACGGGGACAGUGCUCAGCCCCAAGCUGGCCGGGGGCUGGUCUCCUCAGCCUCUUCCGGGUCCUGAUCAGAAUUGUGAACCAAGAGGCUGGGAGAGACCCUGGGCCCGGCCUCCCUGCGAAAGUCUCACUUUGGCCCCCAGAGGCCUGUGGUCCCACGGCCAUCUCUGCGGCCACCCACCUGCUGGGGCCCGACCAGUGCUGACCCCCGGGGACCUCUCCACCGGGAGGGCUCCUGGCCGGGGUCCUGAUGGUGCAGGUGCCAAGCCCGCGGCUUGUGUGCAGGGUCUGCGGGGCCCACGGGGGAUGGGGGCCCGGGGAUGCUGACCCGAGCUCACCAUGUCACGUCACUGCCCCUCCCCUGGCCCCGCCCCUCUCAUGUCUGUGUGUCCUUCCUCCUGUCCGCUCUCGUUCCUCUGCCCGGCUCCGUGUUUCCUGGGGUCGCCCCUCCCUCCAUGGCCCUGCCCACUCUGCUGCCCUCCCUUCCGUGUCGCCCCCCCUUUCUGCAUCCCCGUCCUCCCCCGCCUGCUCCCUGUCUCUGUCCCCUCCCCGCCCAGCCACGCAGCGCAGCAGGAGACCAACCAGACCGUCGUGGCCAGCACCAGCGCCCUGAAGCAGACGGCCGAGCUCCUGCGGGGCUGCUCCCGGCAGGAGCGCCUUCAGCUGGACCGCCUGAAAACUCAGCUCUCAGAUGCCAUCCAGCGCUAUGGAGUGGUGCAAAAGAAAAUUGCGGAGAAGUCCAGAGCACUGCUUCCCACAGCACAGAGGGGCGGCAAGCAGCAGAGUCCGCGGGCCGCUUUUGCCGAGCUGGCUGAUGACGAGAAGAUUUUUAACGGCGGUGACGGCACGUGGCAGAGCCAGGAGCAGGCGCUGCUUCCGGAGAUCACGGAGGAGGACCUGGAGGCCAUGCGGCUGCGUGAGGAGGUCAUCCUGCAGAUCGAGAGCGACCUGUUGGACGUGAACCAGAUUGUCAAGGACUUGGCCUCCAUGGUGUCCGAGCAAGGAGAUGUCAUUGGGUCCAGCGGCAGCGAGGCCACAGGCCGGCACAGCUCCAGCCCCGAGCCGGCCGUGGCGGCCCUGCUGCCCGGGCCGGGCUGCGUGCCCCUGCGGCCGGGCUCCCACUGCCGCACCAAGACGCGGAAGCCCAACUUCAGCCCCCAGGAGACCGAGGUGCUGGUGCGGAGGGUGACGCGCCACUACCCGCUGCUGUUUGGGGCGCUGCGGGGCCCACCCGCCCGGAAGCACCGCGUGUGGAGCAAGAUCCUGCAGGCGGUGAACGCGCUGGGCUACUGCCGCCGAGACCUGGGCGACGUCAAGCACAAGUGGCGGGACCUGCGCGGGGCGGUGCGCAGGAAGCUGGCCGAGCGCCCCCGCGCCCCCGGCCCCGUCCUCACGCCUGUCGAGCGCAUGGUGGCCGAGACCUUCACGGCCCUGGGCCCCCCAGGCGAGGGCCGGGCCCCCGAGCCCCUGCCAACCGACGAGGAGGACGAGGGCUCCGGCUGCAUGUGGCUACCCCUGCGGACACUGGAUGGGCCGAGCCUGCCUGAAGCUGACCCUCUGGACCUCCGAGGGGCCUUCCCUGCGUCCACCUCCUCGCCCUCUCCGCCCGCCUCCCCGGCCUCAGCACCCGCGGCAGCCACCUUCCCCGGGGCCUCCCGGCCCUCGCCGCCCUCCUCGGCAGCACCCCAGGCCUCCGGGAAGCCGGUGGGGACUGAGGCCUCGGACUUGGAGCAGCGGCUGCUGGACGCCCAGCGGCGGCAGGGCACCCUGCUCUGGUCCUGGUCCCAGCAGCAGAGCGCGCUCAUGGCGCAGCAGAAUCUGCUGCUGCAGCGGCUGGCCGAGCAGAGCCAGCGGCUGGCCGACGGCGUCGAGGCUCUCAACCGGACCCUGGAGAGGCUGGUGGAGGCCCGCCCGGCCCGGGGUGCCUCGCCCGCAGUCCCGGACAGCUGCCCUGGGGGCGGAACAGCCUGCGGCCCGGCCAGAGGCUCCCAGGAGGUCUUCUCAGGGAUGAUUCUGAAGGUGGAGGAGGGGGUCUAGGGUCCGGCCUCGGGCUGCGUGCAGGGCGGAGACGGGAUGGAGCCAGCGCGGACACAGGACAUCCACCUGGGGCUGUCCCCUUGGUCCUGCCCUUGCCAGUGGGGCUCAGCGACGCGCGCGGAGGGGCCUCCGAGAGCUGCUCGGGGACGGCCUGUCUACGGGGGCGGCGCCGGCCCGUGCGCAUCUUCCUCUGUCUGACCCGCGGAGCCACAGGGAGAAGCAUGUGGGCCACAGAGCCCUCGGCGCGCUGCCUCGGGUGUCAGGACCCUGGAGAUGCGGCUCGAGGCGGGACACCGAGAAGGAGGGACUCCUGGAAGCCCCUCCUCUGCGGGUGUACAGCCGGGGCGGCGCGGGCCCUGCAUCCUCAGGGUUCUGGCCCGAGGGGACCACGGCCCGGGCUUGCGGGCAUUUCUCUAACCCUGUGUCGUGGUGUGAGGCAUGUUGACGCGUGCGUGCGUGCGUUCCUCGGUACUGGAUGGCGGGGGGUUGCCGGUUUGUACCUGUUGACUUUUCUUGGAAAAAAAUAUUUUUCUUACAUAAGCAUAAAAUAACCAGAAAGGCUGUGAUGAUAA
Messenger RNA from Sus scrofa (pig), 7938 nucleotides. Lineage: Eukaryota; Metazoa; Chordata; Mammalia; Artiodactyla; Suidae. The record is from RefSeq and is a predicted model, not a curated record.